Messenger RNA from Phasianus colchicus (ring-necked pheasant), 1614 nucleotides. Lineage: Eukaryota; Metazoa; Chordata; Aves; Galliformes; Phasianidae. The record is from RefSeq and is a predicted model, not a curated record.
UGUCCCUGGGUCCCCAGCCUGGGGGCGAUGCCCGUUCCCUUGGGUGGUCUCAGGGGAGUCCCCCCAUGGUACCUCCCUGCCAGCUCCAUGGAGGCGGGGGUCAGAGCCCCGCUCCCGCCCCCACAGGGACGGCUGGAGGGGGACAGAGUGGAACACACUUCUCUGGCCCAGUCCCAGCCCAGUCCCCUCCCGGGCCGUUGGGAGAUGGAGGGGGGUGAGGGCCGACCGCUGCUGGGGCUGCGGAACACGGGCAGCGCUGGGCUCUCCUCUGCUGGCGCCGUCUUCAUCAUGCUCAAGUCUGCGCUGGGUGCCGGGCUGCUCAGCUUCCCCUGGGCGUUCAGCAAGGCUGGGGGUGCCGUGCCUGCCAUCCUGGUGGAGCUGGGCUCGCUGGUGUUCCUGGUGAGCGGGCUGGCGGUGCUGGGCUACGCGGCGGCGCUCAGCGCCCAGCCCACCUACCAAGGCGUGGUGCGGGCGGUGUGCGGCCCGGCGGCGGGGAGACUCUGCGAGCUCUGCUUCCUUCUCAACCUCUUCAUGAUCGCCGUGGCUCUGCUGCGGGUGGUGGGCGACCAGCUGGAGAAACUGUGCGACUCGCUGUACCCGCCCGGCGCGCUGAGCGACAGCUCCCCGUGGUUCGUGGAUCAGCGCUUCACCCUCCCGGCGCUCUGUGCCCUGGUCAUCUUCCCGCUGUCCGUGCCCAGGGAGAUCGGCUUCCAGAAGUACUCCAGCAUCCUGGGCACGCUGGCCGCCUGCUACCUCACGCUGGUCAUCGUCCUCAAGUACCACCUGCAGGGUGGGAGUCUGGGACUCCCGCAGGCCGCCCGGCCCCCCAGGGCCUCCUCCUGGGCCUCCAUGUUCAGCGUCAUCCCCACCAUCUGCUUUGGGUUCCAGUGCCACGAGGCCUGCGUGGCCAUCUACAGCAGCAUGCGCAACCAGAGCUUCUCCCACUGGGUGGCCAUCUCUGUGCUCUCCAUGCUCAUCUGCCUCCUCAUCUACUCCCUCACUGGGCUCUAUGGCUACCUGACCUUUGGUGAGGACGUGGCCCCCGACGUGUUGAUGUCCUACCCUGGGAACGACCCUCUUGUCAUCGUUGCCCGCCUGCUCUUUGGUGUCUCCAUUGUCACCAUCUACCCCAUUGUGGUUCUGCUGGGACGGUCAGUAGUGCAGGACCUGUGGGCACACCCCAAGCUCAGGGCUACACUUAUGUCUGAGAGGCACGAGCGACAGAGCCGGGUGGCGUUGACCAUCUCAUGGAUGGCCGCCACACUCACCAUUGCCUUGUUUGUCCCUGACAUCGGCAAGGUCAUCGAGCUCAUCGGUGGCAUCAGUGCUUUCUUCAUCUUCAUCUUCCCAGGCAGGCACAGGGAGGGGGAGGGAUGGGAUGCUGCAAGGCCCUUUUGGUCUUGCUGCUGGGGGCUCUGUACCCACAAGGUUGGAGCUGAGCACCUGUGCUGGUGGCAGGGCUGUGCCUGGUGUGCAAGCGGGAGCUGUUUCCCACAUCCCCCCUCGUGUCUCCGCAGGGCUGUGCUCAUCACCUGGGGUGUCGUCUCUGUGCUGGGGGGCACCUUCGUGUGCGGGCAGAGCGCUGCCCUGGCUGUGAUGGGGCUGCUGCAUUGA